ACGCGCGUGCCCUGUGGCCAAACACUGCCCGGAGUGAGAGCGAACUCCCGGCGCAGCGGGGCCGGCCGAGUGUGCGUGCGUGUGUGUGCGUGUGCGAGCGGGCGGCGAGCGGGCGCGGUGGGAGGGGGACCAACUGCUUCACACUUUGAACACUGCACUGAAGAGGGAGAGGGAGAGAGAGAGAGACUGGAGACGCAGAGAUUCCCCCCCAAGAGCUCUCAAGGCUACGGUCCCACAGAUUCUAGGACAGAGCCCCCAAAAAUCGAAACAGAGGAAACGGACAGCGGUGGAACAUGGACGAAGGAAUUCCUCACUUGCAAGAGAGACAGUUACUGGAACAUAGAGAUUUUAUAGGACUGGACUAUUCCUCUUUGUAUAUGUGUAAGCCCAAAAGGAGCAUGAAGCGAGACGAUAGCAAGGAUACCUACAAAUUACCGCACAGAUUAAUAGAAAAGAAGAGAAGAGACCGAAUUAAUGAGUGCAUCGCUCAGCUGAAAGAUUUACUGCCUGAACAUCUGAAGUUGACAACUCUGGGGCAUCUGGAGAAAGCCGUAGUCUUGGAAUUAACUUUGAAACACUUGAAAGCUUUAACAGCCUUAACCGAGCAGCAGCAUCAGAAGAUAAUUGCUUUACAGAAUGGGGAGCGAGCUCUGAAGUCGCCCAUUCAGUCCGACUUGGACGCUUUCCACUCGGGAUUUCAAACCUGCGCCAAAGAAGUCUUGCAAUACCUCUCCCGCUUUGAGAGCUGGACGCCCAGGGAGCCGCGCUGUGUCCAGCUGAUCGGCCACUUGCACGCCGUGGCCGCCCAGUUCCUGCCCGCCCCCCCGCUGCUGACUCAACAGGUCACGCUGAGCAAAGGCACCGGCGCGCCCGCGCCCGCCGCCCCCGCCGGCUCCGCGGCCGCCGCGGGGCUGGAGCGCGCGGGGCCCAAGCUGGAGCCGCUGGCGCACUGCGUGCCGGUCAUCCAGCGGACUCAGCCCAGCGCCGAGCCGGCCGCCGAGCACGACACGGACACCGACAGCGGCUACGGGGGCGAGGCCGAGGCCCGGCCGGACGCGGGCGCGAGCCGCGUGGCCAUCAAGCAGGAGCCCCCCGGGGAGGACUCGCCGGCCCCCAAGAGGCUGAAGCUCGACCCCCGCGGCGGCGGCGCGGGCGCGGGCGGGGGCCCCGGGGGCGGCGCGGCGGCGGCGGCCGCGCUGCUGGGGCCCGACCCGGUGGCGGCGGCCGCGCUGCUGAGACCCGACGCCGCCCUGCUCAGCUCGCUGGUGGCCUUCGGCGGAGGCGGGGGCGCGCCCUUCGCGCCGCCCGCGGCCGCCGCCCCCCUGUGCCUUCCCUUCUACUUCCUCUCGCCCUCGGCCGCCGCCGCCUACGUGCAGCCCUUCCUGGACAAGAGCGGCCUGGAGAAGUACCUGUACCCCGCGGCCGCCGCCCCCUUCCCGCUGCUGUACCCCGGCCUGCCCGCGGCCGCCGCCGCCUUCCCCUGCUUGUCCUCGGUGCUGUCGCCCCCGCCCGAGAAGGCGGCCGCCGCUGCGCUGCGAGCGCACGAGGGGGCGCCCCCGGGGCCGCGGCUCCCCGCGCACCCGGCCGGCCGCGCCCGCCUGCCCUUCGCCGGCGCCCGCGAGCCCGGGAAGCCGGAGGGCGCCGCUCAGGAAGACCCCUCGCCGCCGGGCGCGCAGAGCCCCUGAGUCCUGGCCCUGCCCUCGAGGGUUCCCGCGGAGACCCCCGUUCGUGAGCGCCGACGCCCCUCGCGUUUCCAAGGGAGGAAGCGUACCAGAUGCACGGCCGGCUUUUUACGAAACAACACAAACACAGGUGGUGUGUGCGCAUCUGGCGUCCCUGUUCUGCUCACCCCUCUCCCCCUGCCCCCCGCACACGCUGAC
Molecule: messenger RNA, 1880 nt
Organism: Talpa occidentalis (Iberian mole)
Lineage: Eukaryota; Metazoa; Chordata; Mammalia; Eulipotyphla; Talpidae
Gene: BHLHE41
Product: basic helix-loop-helix family member e41
Biological process (GO): anterior/posterior pattern specification; regulation of neurogenesis; circadian regulation of gene expression
Cellular component (GO): nucleus
Molecular function (GO): DNA-binding transcription factor activity, RNA polymerase II-specific; protein dimerization activity; RNA polymerase II cis-regulatory region sequence-specific DNA binding
Source: RefSeq, a predicted model, not a curated record